AUGUCUGGAAGACGAAAGAGGCCUUCACAAUCGYUCCUGGCGUCUCUACCCGAAAUAGUCGAAUCGAUAUUACGUCGCCUUCCAGCGAAGACGCUUCGUAUCACAUGCUGCGUCAAUCGAAUGUGGUUCGAGAUUUCUUAUCGGCUGCUUGAACAACGAAGUCGUGGAGUAGUAAAAUACUACGAGCAUUCGCUCAUCUCUGCAGACGAAAUAGAAGAGCUAUUUUCUAACCUACUUGUUAAUCCUAAAGUAGUAAUUUUAUUCAGCCAGCGAGAAAGUUGGUUGCUACGCAGGGAUCCCGACGCGAAGAGGACAGAGGAACGACACCUCGCACGGACAUUACAUGUAAUUAAUCGAUAUAAGCCAACCAAUAGCCUUCUGUUGGGUUGUACUAGCGAAAGGGUACUCAUCGAAGAAAAAGACAUAUCCARUGAUARCUACAGGCUCAAUCAUAAACGUCAAGGUCACGGGAUUUUAUUGCUACCUCGUGUCGAGGGCGUGGAAUAUCACCAUGUUUAUGUAAGAAAAUCGAAGCCAUCACGUGGUCAGACGUGGGCGGAGUUAUUUGAAUUGGACGAAUCAACGCCGGUCAAAAUGGUUCUCAUCAUGACGUUAUCUCAUAGUAGGGACUACAUACCCCAUAUAGCUGCAGGAAUUCGUCAAACCUACGGACCUCGUGUCGUCAUCGUUGGCUCUGUUGCGCAUGAUCGUAUCUUUAUAGAAGGAUUAGUCAAAAGAACGCGGAUGACGCUGCUAUUCAUCAGCGGAAAUACAUUCAGAGCAUGCGCAAAAUUCAUCAACAACGACCGCGAUGCGCUAUUUUAUGAACGAAUUGAAAACAUUUCGGAAGAAUCUCUACAAGAWGGCUACGAGUCGUUGUUCAACAUACUUAUUACAUCUCGCUUUGUUACUCGUGGAAAUGCUUUCUACAUUAAUGCUAUGACAACGUUCAAUCGCGGCGCCUCCAAGACCCCGACAGUCGGAAUCUACUCAUUUGGGGAGUUUUGCUUGAGCACUAAAGAUGUUGGCAAAACAAGGCCUAAUUCUUGCAAACGAUUCAUGAAACACAACUCUGCAAUAUUUUGUGCUUGUUCCUUUAAGAGAAGAAAUACUUUAGGAAAUAACGUAUAAUUUUCUGUUUUGCUACUUAAAUAUUGAAAUUUUACAUCGAUUUACAAUUCAAGUAAAGAUAAUAUAAAACUUUGUGUUAAAAUAAAAGUGGUAUAUAAAACACAA
Molecule: messenger RNA, 1236 nt
Organism: Exaiptasia diaphana
Lineage: Eukaryota; Metazoa; Cnidaria; Anthozoa; Actiniaria; Aiptasiidae
Exons: 2
Coding region: 1-1131 (376 amino acids)
Biological process (GO): positive regulation of proteasomal ubiquitin-dependent protein catabolic process; protein polyubiquitination
Molecular function (GO): protein binding
Source: RefSeq, a predicted model, not a curated record